ACUACACUUAGCAACAAACACUUUGAUAAAAUCAAUCUUAAACUUUGCCACAUUUUAUUAUAAAGUUGACAUUUGUGUUGUUUUAGAAGACUGUGUUCAAAGCGCCAAAAGUCGCUGCAAAUUGAAAUUCUAUUUAUUAAUUGUGGUUGAUUAUAAGUAUCCGAAUUGAAAACAAGCCACAGUAAUAUGGCGUCUGUUUUUUGUGUGACUUUUAUUUUGUUUGUGGUAUUUGGAUCUGAAGUAUCAACCGAAAGUUAUCCAUGCAAAGGGAAAUGGGAAUUAUUUUUUCAUGCCCCGAGUGGUAAUGGAGAGGAGGUUUUAAAAGCAUGGAAAACCAGACAUGAUAAUUGUGACAUCAUAUCUGGCAUCUGUCCGUGUUCAAUGAAAAAUGGAUGUCUUCCACUUAAUGCCAGAAUGGAAAAAUAUAAACGAAAUAUGAAAACGCUAAGAAGUCCCUACAUUGAUUACUGGAAUUGCCUGAAUAUUAAAAAGGUCAAGAUUGAGUUGAACACCCAGGGUAAAACAGUGGCUUUCAUCGAAUUUGACGGUCGAGGUUCAAACUAUUUAAAUUGGUUUCACAACAGCAGGAUUAUAAAAACAAGCUGGACCGACAUGCAGAAAAGUAGUUCUUAUAAUUUUUUCUCAAUUGAAAAAGAAACUAGACAUGGAAGACAUUUCUUCAUCAACAAGAAAUACAAUAGUUGUCCGGGUGACGAAGGGUGGUUAGUUGUAGCUGAUUCCAUUGGCUCCAAGCCGUGUAAGUGGGAGCAGCUAAAGACAUACCCUCAGUUUUUGUACGCCAAGCAAGGAAAAUCAACAAUAUGGAACGAUAAGUUUGGUAGAGCUGACGUUCUCAACAUUUACAUUAAGAGAUAGUCCAAUUGAUGUUUUGCAAAUUAAAAUGAAUAGAAAAAUAUGACAAACA
Magallana angulata is the source of this 925-nucleotide messenger RNA. RefSeq lists its product as uncharacterized. The record is from RefSeq and is a predicted model, not a curated record. The transcript is spliced from 5 exons. Bases 187 to 876 code for a protein of 229 amino acids. Lineage: Eukaryota; Metazoa; Mollusca; Bivalvia; Ostreida; Ostreidae.